UCGAACAAAAGAUGAUUGAGGAGUACGUAGUCAACUCGAUUCGGAUUGUGGCCACCGUGUUUCUGGCCGAAUUCCUGUUGCGUUUUUAUCUCUGUGUCGUCGAAUAUCUCUACUAUAGUCGGUAUUAUCAGCCCGAGAAUAGAGUGACAACGAUCCUCCGACGCGCGUAUUCCUUAAACAAUGUCUCGAAACAUCUGCUGCUGGCUUUCUUAGUCUUGGGAAUAGGAAUUUCGAUUUCUGACAAUUCUUGCGCGGUAUUUCCUACAGUCGACUUCCUCUCGCAAAUUCCUCUGUACUGGGGCCUACGAACUAUACAUCGGAGCACGCUUACCGAUCUUCACAGGCUAAGGGAUCCGCAUGGACUGGAUUACCCCACUGGAAUGGCCUCGAGCUUGUUCUAUGGGUGCCUCAUACAUUCGCUGCCCGGGCUUAAAAAUCGAAUGACUGUCUACGAGGACCAGAACAACAUCACUUUUGGAUUGAACCGCCUGAUUAUCCUUAUUCCUGACGAAAAGCCGGAUGAUGGCGUACUCGAAAGAGAUUUUGACGAGCAAGCUACGGAGUAG
This is a messenger RNA of Drosophila takahashii, 566 nucleotides long. Lineage: Eukaryota; Metazoa; Arthropoda; Insecta; Diptera; Drosophilidae. The record is from RefSeq and is a predicted model, not a curated record.